Messenger RNA from Protopolystoma xenopodis, 288 nucleotides. The record is from the annotation of a GenBank genome assembly. NCBI's taxonomy places the organism in Eukaryota, Metazoa, Platyhelminthes, Monogenea, Polystomatidea, Polystomatidae.
AUGCCGCCAUCAUCCCACCGCAGUCUGCAAUUAAGCGGUGGGGCUGAGGCCCCUCUGAUUGCAUGGUCCAGACAGCCAUUUCAGACAGAAAAACACUCCGCCACUAGUGGACCCAAUUACUGGAGGCUUGACUUCGACUUGAAUGUACAGGUAACCAUACAUGUCUAUCGAGAAAAGAAAGAUGAUCUCGAUGUAGGUCACUGUUUUGGUAGUGUAAAUUUGAUUUUGGUAAAUAUGUUAAGAGAAACGGGUAUUCGAUUGGUCACCUCAGAUACCGUUUCUAACUGA